AUGUCAUCUAAUUUAACUGAAGAACAGAUCGCCGAAUUCAAGGAAGCCUUUGCUUUGUUUGAUAAGGAUAAUAAUGGCUCUAUUUCUUCCAGUGAGCUAGCUACAGUUAUGAGAUCUUUGGGUUUAUCACCAAGUGAAGCUGAAGUUGCUGAUCUAAUGAAUGAAAUUGAUGUCAACGGUAACAACCAGAUUGAAUUUAGUGAAUUCUUAGCAUUGAUGUCCCGUCAAUUAAAAUCAAAUGAUUCCGAACAAGAAUUAUUGGAGGCUUUUAAGGUUUUUGAUAAAAAUGGUGAUGGUUUAAUCUCCGCUGCUGAAUUAAAACAUGUUUUAACUUCCAUCGGUGAAAAAUUAACUGAUGCUGAAGUCGAUGAUAUGUUAAGAGAAGUUAGCAAUGGUUCAGGUGAAAUCAAUAUUCAACAAUUUGCUGCUUUGUUAUCUAAAUAA
Molecule: messenger RNA, 444 nt
Organism: Vanderwaltozyma polyspora DSM 70294
Lineage: Eukaryota; Fungi; Ascomycota; Saccharomycetes; Saccharomycetales; Saccharomycetaceae
Gene: CMD1
Product: calmodulin
Exons: 1
Coding region: 1-444 (147 amino acids)
Cellular component (GO): myosin II complex
Molecular function (GO): calcium ion binding
Source: RefSeq, a predicted model, not a curated record